UGACUUUGUGGCUGUGGUAACUAGUGACGAACCCCCAUUUGGUCCUCGGUUAAACAUUUUUCAAGACAAAUGAACACAAUUUAAAGUUGCAUUUUCUACCUCAACUCUUAAGCCAUGGCAGGGAACUUCUGGCAGAGCUCGCAUUAGUAAGUAUUAUUUUCAGACGUGAUGCAUAAGGACUGUGUAUGGCAAAGAAACUCCUUUGUUUAAAGGACUAGGAAGUUGGGAAGCUUGCUAGCUUAGCCCGCUUCACAGUAGCUAGCUAGCUAACGUUACUGUGUUCGCCCACUCUCAUGUUAGGUCAAUAUUAGUGUAGCGGAUAAACAUUUUCAGUAGCUACCAAUGCAAUUCUAAGGGGUAAUAAGCUAGUUAUGAAUGCUAAGAUUUCUUUGUUGAUCCAGCUAAUUAUUUAAUGUGCCCAUUUUGCGAGCUAGGUUGACAGCCUAGCCACACUCACACUACUAGCCGAGUGCUGGUCGGCAAGUCAUUUUGUUUUGUUUCUUUUUGUCGCACCGCUCUCAAAUUUCCCAUCCGCAUCGUUUUGUUGUUAUGAUACUGUGUGUAUGUGAUCGCUCGUUGUGUGAUUCAUUGUCUCCUCUCUGUCAUUAGUCUGCAGUGGGUCCUGGACAAACAGGACCUGAUGAAGGAGCGUCAGAAGGAUAUGAAGUUUAUGAAUGAGGAGGAGUACUGGAAACUGCAGAUCUUCUUUGCCAAUGGUAUCUAAAGAAGACUAACUUUAACUCUGUAUUUCUUUUGAUUCACACCUAUUAUGAUACAUCAGUGUGGUGGGAAAAUGUUUUUGUGAAGGGAGAAUUAGUUUACUGUUGGUACAAUAUCACAACAUUUAUUACCCUAAGGUCUGGUCUCAUAGCACUCUGUUCAAUAACCAGUAAUAAUCUUGUUUACAUAUCGUUUAAAUUAACUAGUGUUUUGUAUGGUUGCUUUUUGAUGUGUUUGAGGUUAGAUGUGCUCAGAGUUUGACGUAUUGUUCUGUUCCAGUCAUCCAGGCCCUGGGGGAACACCUGAAGCUCCGUCAGCAGGUCAUCGCUACGGCAAUCGUCUACUUCAAACGUUUCUAUGCCAGGUGCUUAUGCCGUUUUCAUGGCAUGAACAUUAUGGAAUUCUAAAUGUAAUUAGGGGAGCAUUGUAUAAUAGCUUUUGGCCUCUUCCUAAUCUCUCCCUCUCUCUCUUCCUGUCUCUCUACCUCUCUUUGCAGGUACUCCCUGAAGAGUAUAGACCCGGUGCUCAUGGCUCCUACAUGUGUGUUCCUGGCCUCUAAAGUGGAGGUAUAUGGCCUGAUUUCCCCUUCUUUCCGUUCCACUUUUCAUAGUCUAUGUAGGGGUAGGGUUAACUGCUCUGUAACAUAAUCUGUGUGGGAGUAGGGAUGGGGUUAACUGCUGUAUGAUGUAGUCUGUGAUGGAGUAGGAUGGGGUUAACUGCUAUAUGACAGCAUCAUCAAAGCCUCUCUGUCUCUUCCAGGAAUUUGGUGUUGUUUCAAACACUCGUCUUAUCUCUGCAGCUACGUCCGUGUGUAAGUCAGAAGACGCGAUCAAGCGUUUCCAUUUAGAUAUUAGCUUAUAUUGAAAAUGACAUACACUAGUGCUGUGGUACAAAGGCUACAUUCAUUCUGAUGGGUUGUGUUCAUGUGAUGCCAAAUCUAACAAGUGUUUUUUGUUUUGUACAGUAAAAACCAGAUUUUCCUAUGCCUUCCCAAAGGAGUUCCCUUACAGAAUGAACCAUGUAAGUCUUACCUAACCUUACUAUUGAAAUAAUUUAGGAUGUGCUGUAUAAACAGUUCUUAGGUGUAAUAAUGUAGUAUUUAUUAUACAGUUAUUAGAUAAGAUAUCAUUCAUUGUUGUAGCUUGAUGUUACGAUUAUGUUACAUGGUGGUGGGACCAAUCUCUUAGGCAACACACACUUACUAUAUUGUGGAAUAUUUAUACACCACAAUGAGUCCCUUACGGUGUGUGUUGUAGUUAGGUAUCAGUAUGUUGGUGUCAGCGGAGUCGCCACAUUCCACUAGCAAUCACAUGCCUAUGGUGGAACUCCCAUCGCCGUGGGAGGGGAUUUUGUCUGUGGUGCCAAGUGGGUAACAAUGGCAGCGCCGGUUAUUUAUCUACUGUCUCCACAGAGUUGCCAGGACCCCGUUGGGGCUGUCCUAACACCUUGCCUGUCCAAAAGCUGUGUAGACUAUUAUUGAUGCUGUUAGUACCAGAUACUAUUUCUCAAAACUAUAGUCCAAUAGAGAGGAGGGGGGUUAGGACUUGUGACUAUGAAACUGAUAUAGUUACUAAACUAAGUUUUUACUUCAACUGCUUUCCUCAUUACAGAUCUUAGAAUGUGAGUUCUAUCUACUGGAGCUCAUGGUGAGUAUAGAAUGCUUUGUCUCUCACAAUACACUCCAUGCUGGAUCAUGUCAUCCAUUUGUUGGAUGGAUGGAUUAACUGAUCUCGUGUGUUCCAGGACUGCUGUUUGAUAGUGUACCACCCCUACAGACCCUUGCUGCAGUAUGUGCAGGACAUGGGGCAGGAGGACAUGCUACUGCCGUUGGCCUGGUACGAGUUUUUCUUUGUGGUAGCAUGUAUUGAUUUGAUAUGAAACUGUUGAAACACUCAUGGUUUCCCCUUUCUUGGCUCUAAAGGAGAAUAGUGAAUGACACGUAUAGGACAGACCUCUGUCUGCUCUACCCUCCCUUCAUGAUCGCUCUAGGUAAGACUCCCUGUCGGACCGCUCACCUUUACUACUGGUAGAUAUUCAGCUCAAUAAAAUAUAGGUGAGGUGUUACACUAAGUGUCUUCCCCCUGCAUCCACAGCCUGUCUGCAUGUUGCCUGUGUGGUGCAGCAGAAGGACGCCAGGCAGUGGUUCGCUGAGCUCUCUGUAGACAUGGAGAAGGUAAGGCAACACCAUACAAAUGACAUAUUUCUCAAUCAAUCAGAGGGGAAAGCUGAUUGUAUGUAUAUAGAUCCAGUUGCCUUAGGGAUAAUAGAGUACUGUGCAGUGACGUUUAUUCCCGGCUCAGAUUCUGGAGAUCAUCCGAGUCAUCCUGAAGCUUUAUGACCAGUGGAAGAACUUUGACGAAAGGAAGGAGAUGGCUGCUGUGAUCAACAAGAUGCCUAAACCCAAGCCUCCACCCAACAGGUACUGAGAUCUUUUCUAAUCUCACCUCAAUGUCCCAGCUAUUGGCUGUUCACAUGACACAUCCACUUCCUGCCUAAACUAACUGUUUCCUGUUUGUUUGUGUACCAGUGAGAAUGACCAGAGCUCUAAUGGGAACCAGAACAACUCCUACAGCCAGUCAUAGGCAAUGGGAUAGUAUCCAUGGACAGGGUGCAGGGGGAAAACUUAUGUUGCACAAUACCGUGGUGUGACAUCAGAGACUAAUCAUAUGUAUUUCAGCUGAUCAAAUAGCAGAAGAAACAGGGUACCAAAAAAGCCCAAACCCUCUUUUCUGAUAUGGUUAUCCCAACCAGAAGACCAAGUCUGCACACGCUCAAUCCGCCUCUGCUCAUACGAUAACUCAUCAAAGAGAUGACCACAGGAAUGCUGGCAUCAGUCAAUCGGUGCCAGCAGUCAUGUGUUGCCACGAUACUCCAUCUCUCAACAGUUAACCUUAUGGACCUAAACCAAACUGCAAGAAACAGGAGGAUGUAGGGAGGGACGGGGGGACUUUGAGUUGUGAUAAUCCUGACUUCCUUGAACUCUCUCAGGGAUCAGUCAUGUAAUAUGGAGCUCCGUGGGACCAGAGAAAACUUGACCAUUAGUGAGUGUGUGUGAUUGAGUGGCCCAUUUGGUAGUGGCUUCAUUCCUCAGGGAGAAUAGUAGUCCUUUAUACUGGUAUCUGUAAGAUGAUUGUGCCCUGUACUGUUUUAGAUGCGUUCUGAUAGGAUGUAAGGCUGUUGGAUUGUUACCCGAUUGGAUGUCCUGCAAUCUGAGGUCUACAUUGAUUGAUUGUUGCAGAGCUUAGCAGGGGAAGUCACGGGCGAGAAUGUAAUUUCCAGGGGUACACACUAGAUUAAAAUGUCUUCAUUUACUGUUAUAUCUCCUGCCCAGCCCAUCUCCAGCCAUUGCAAAUAGCCUUACUCAUACCUUUAUUCCUUUGUUUAAUCUUUUGUGUUUUGCUUGAUUGAGCAAAUUUGCAUGGGUAGAAAUCAUGAACUGUAUUAGCUAAUAGUCUGCUUCAAGUAAAAGUGCUCAAAUGUGUUUACUAUCAUGAAUAAAAAAAGAUGGAGCAUAUUGUGUAAGGACCACAUUUAUUUGUUGUUGGUGGGGAGGGAAGGUUGGAAUUUUAGCUGCGUGUUCUUUAUUGCAUAUUGAAUCAGUCCUCAACAAGCCAGGGUCCAAUGUUGUUUUCUGUCUGCACCUGCCAUGUAUUUCAUCAAAUUGAAGUGUCACAAUACCUUUGUGCAUAUUUACUUGUAGAUAUCGAUAUAUUGUCUGUGCCGUAAAUAAUACAGUGGGAGUGAUGUGUGUGGGGUUGAGUUUAUGUCUGUGUUUGUGUGUGUCCAGAACCGGUGCUUGAAUGCCUUACAAAAUAAAGCUGCUUGUCAAG
This is a messenger RNA of Coregonus sp. 'balchen', 4550 nucleotides long. NCBI's taxonomy places the organism in Eukaryota, Metazoa, Chordata, Actinopteri, Salmoniformes, Salmonidae. The record is from the annotation of a GenBank genome assembly.